GUUCCUCCGUCUGCCAUUUUGAUCAGAAGAACCUUGCGCGCUAUAGAUGGUGUCAGCUGGCUGCUCGGGAGAUAUCGCAGUACUUUUAAUCAACGCUACACUCUUAUAGGCAAAAUGCUGUCGGCAGCCCAGUUACUCGACGAGUUAAUGGGCCGAGAUAGAAACUUGGCCCCCGACGAGAAGCGAUCCAACGUGCGGUGGGACGACGAGAGCAAGGUCUGCCGAUACUAUCUGUGUGGUUUCUGCCCAGCUGAGCUAUUCACAAACACCAGGUCUGAUCUGGGCCCUUGUGAGAAAAUCCACGAUGAAAAUCUUAGAAUAACGUAUGAGAAAAGCUCCCGGUUCAUGAAGGAGGGCUAUGAGCGGGACUUCCUGCGGUAUUUGCAGUCGCUCCUGGCAGAGGUGGAACGGCGGAUUCGCAGAGGGCAUGCCCGGCUUGCGCUUUCCCAGGCUCAGCAGAAUGCAGGGGGUCCUGGUCCAUCAGGAAAGAAUGAGGAGAAGGUCCAGGUUCUAACAGAGAAGAUUGAAGACCUAGUUGUGCAGAUUGAGGAGCUGGGGUCGGAGGGCAGAGUGGAGGAGGCCCAGGGAAUGAUGAAGCUGGUGGAGCAGCUGAAGGAGGAGAGGGAGCUGCUCAGCUCCACCCCCUCGACCAUCGAGAGCUUUGCAGCCCAGGAGAAGCAGAUGGAGGUGUGUGAGGUGUGUGGGGCCUUCCUCAUUGUGGGCGACGCACAGUCCAGAGUGGACGACCACUUGAUGGGCAAGCAACACAUGGGCUACGCCAAGAUCAAAUCCACUGUGGAGGAGCUCAAGGAGAAACUACGUCGUCGCUCAGAGGAGCCCCAAGGCGAAAGCCCAGCCCUUAAGAGGGACAGAGAAGACCGUGAGCGCGAGAGGGAGGAACGGGAGAAGAAGCGCAAAGAGGAGGAAGAGAAGGAGAAAGAGCGGGAGAAGGAGCGUGAAAAGGAGAGGGACGAGCGAGAGAGAGAGCGGGAGCGUGAGAGGGAGAGAGACAGAGACAGAGACAGAGAACGGGACAGAGAUAGAGACAGGGACAGGGACCGGAGAUCACGGCGAAGUCACUCCAACAGCCGCCACUCGAGUCGCGCAUCCGACAGGAAAAGGAGCAGAUCCCGAGAUCGCCGGAGGUCCAGGAGCAGAGACAAGGACAGGGAGAGGGAACGCAAACGCAGCAGGAGCCGAGACAGGGACAGGGAUAGGAGGCGCAGCCGCGAGCGCUCUGACAGAAAGCGUCGCUCCCGCAGUCGCGACAGGAGGAGGUCGCGCAGCUCCGAGCGCAAAUCUCAUCGCCAUCGCAGUCGCAGCAAGGACAAGGACAGGGACAGGGACAGAGAGGAGAAGAGAGACAAGGACGGAGAGCGGUCAUCCAAAGACAAAGACCGUAAGGGGACGGAGGAAAGGAGCAGUUCUAAGAAAGACAAGCAUUCUGACGGCGACGCGGCGGCCAUCAAGGCUUCGUCCGAAGCGGAACCGAUGGAGACUGAGGCGGCUGCCUCUGCCUCCCCGCUGCUUAACGGCCAGCAAGAGCUCCUCCAUUCUGAAGGUGACACUCAGUCCAAUUAAAACUGAUCUGAUAGGACCUCAGAUCAGGCUCAGGGGAAGCCGGGAUAUCUGGUGGAGGAAGAAGUGGAAGAGCGCACCCAUCCUUUCCCUGAACCUGACACUUCGCUGCUUAAAAACAAGGUGAACCACAGAUGUGUAGUGGCUUAUUUAAAAAAAACAUGAAUAUAAAUGUGUAAAUUUGAAGGGAGGAAGAAAAAAAAAAUACAUUUGAUUUUCAUGUUCCAUCACCUGUCUUAUCUUUUGGCUGGACGGGGGGUAGUUGUGGUUCAUCUGAUGUAUUUCUUGGUCUAGAUGUCAGCCAGGCAUCACUUUGAAUACCAAACUUAGAGAAGUUCAUUCUGGGUUUUUGUGUUCUUAUUUUGAGAAUCUUUACACAUCCUCCUUGUUUCUUUGCAUUUAGUGAAAAUUAAAUAAAUGAAAACAGUGCUUGUGGUUUGUUUUGGUUUGUCAGGUUCCACUUCACUCCUUGACCUUUUUACAAACAAGUCAGUUGAAAGCGUAUGUACAAUGUUAGUCCCCUGACAGGGCGUGUCUCUUUUCUCCUCCACGUAGAGCUCACAUUGAUUGCUCUUGUCCCCUUACUGUAAAAUAUACUGAUUUAAUUUUGAUCAAACGAUUUCCAAGACUGAAGAUUUGUUUAAUUUUGCUCUGCUUUUAAUGUCCUUGUUGUCUCGAUGAAUAAAAAGUAAAAACUU
Plectropomus leopardus (leopard coralgrouper) is the source of this 2276-nucleotide messenger RNA. RefSeq names its product LUC7-like 3 pre-mRNA splicing factor (gene luc7l3). Gene Ontology annotation, biological process: mRNA splice site recognition. NCBI's taxonomy places the organism in Eukaryota, Metazoa, Chordata, Actinopteri, Perciformes, Serranidae. Gene Ontology annotation, cellular component: U1 snRNP. Gene Ontology annotation, molecular function: mRNA binding. The record is from RefSeq and is a predicted model, not a curated record.